This is a messenger RNA of Juglans regia (Persian walnut), 717 nucleotides long. RefSeq names its product CEN-like protein 2. Gene Ontology annotation, cellular component: nucleus; cytoplasm. The transcript has 4 exons. Gene Ontology annotation, biological process: negative regulation of flower development; vegetative to reproductive phase transition of meristem. Bases 90 to 617 code for a protein of 175 amino acids. The record is from RefSeq and is a predicted model, not a curated record. Lineage: Eukaryota; Viridiplantae; Streptophyta; Magnoliopsida; Fagales; Juglandaceae.
GAGUACUCAUGUUGCGCGCAUCUGAACAGAACCCUUGACGGCCACUCUCUCUGAUCUGUCUUUCCGGCCCAAGCUUCUCUUUCAUUGAUAUGGCAAAUAUGUCAGAUCCUCUUGUAAUAGGAGGGAUUAUCGGAGAUGUUGUUGACUCUUUCUCUCCAAGUGUGAGAAUGACUGUAACGUACAACAGAAACAAGCAAGUAUAUAAUGGGCACGAGCUCUUUCCUUCGACAGUAUCCAUGAAACCUUUGGUUGAGGUUGAUGGAGGUGAUUUGAGAUCAUUUUUCACGCUGAUCAUGACAGACCCAGAUGUUCCUGGUCCCAGCGAUCCAUACCUGAGGGAGCACUUACACUGGAUAGUGACGAACAUCCCAGGCACAACAAAUGCAACAUUUGGAAGGGAGGUGGUGGACUAUGAAAUGCCAAGGCCAAAUAUAGGGAUCCACAGGUUUGUGUUCCUCCUAUUCAAGCAGAAACGCAGAGAGACAGUCAAGAUCACAGUCCCACCUCCAAGGGACCUCUUCAACACUCGAAAGUUUGCAGAAGAGAAUGAACUUGGCCUUCCUGUGGCUGCACUCUUCUUCAAUGCCCAAAGGGAGACAGCUGCAAGAAGACGUUGAAAAACUUUGUACAAAUAACCAGCUAAUUAAGCAGUGCAUGAUAUACAUCUACAUGCACAGUAUUUGGAAAGCCAAUGAUAUUCGUUAAAAUAUCAAGCAA